GAACACAGGGGCGCGCGUAAGAGACCGUUCAUACUCCUGGGCGUAGCGUGCGCGGUGGUAGGGCUGGUGCUCGGUAUCAUCAUCGGCUUCUUCGCCAUCCCGAAGAGCGGGACGCCGUGGUCGGCCGCCCUGACACGGGAGGGGGACCCGAGCGUCCCCGCGCGGCUACAGCGCGAGCUCAAGCCCGACAACAUCAGGGAAAACCUCAGGACGCUGACGGCCCGGCCGCACAUAGCCGGGAAGGAGAUGGACCUGGGGGUGGCCCGGCUGAUCCGGGACAGGUGGUUGGAGUACGGGUUCGACUCCGCCCGGCUGGUGCCCUACGACGUGCUCCUGGCGUACCCGAGCAGGGAUCCCAACAGGUUAAGCGGCGUGUCGCUGUUGGAGGCUGACGGUACAGUAGUGGUGGAGUCUCAGCAACAGGAGGCGGGGAUCAGCGACCCAGAGGCCGAACCACCGUUCAACGCUUACUCGGCUUCAGGAGAAGUUCAGGGAGACUUGGUGUACGUCAACUUUGCCCGCGCCGAGGAUUUCCAAACGCUGGUGCGAGACGUGGGCGUAGACCCAACUGGGAAAAUCUGCAUCGCCAGAUAUGGCAAGAUCUUCAGGGGCAACAAGGCCAAGCUUGCCGCCCAGUUCGGCUGUGCGGGUCUGAUCCUGUACUCGGACCCGGAGCAGUGCGUAGCGGACGGCUGGCCGGUCUGGCCGGACGGAUGGAUGAUGCCCAGCACGGGAGUACAGCGGGGGAAUGUGAAGGAUUCUACAUGGAAGGGAGACUCCCUGACGCCUUUUUAUCCUGCUAACGAGUACGCCUAUCGGUUAGAUGAACAAGAUGCCAACCUCUCCGCCAUCCCUGUACACCCAAUCAGCUAUGGAGUCGCUAGAGAAAUACUGAGGAACAUGGCUGGCCCUGAAGCUCCCGUUGAGUGGCAGGGAGGGUUGGACAUUACCUACCACUUAGGACCAGGCUAUACAGGUCCGGCCAGCAGCAGGACGGUGCGACUCGUGGUGAACCAAGACAGGGAGGUGCGGACGACGUACAACGUCAUCGGGACCAUCCGCGGAGCUGUCGAACCAGACCGGUACGUGAUAGUGGGGAACCAUCACGACGCCUGGGUGUACGGCAGUGUGGACCCGUCCAGCGGGACCGCCGUGAUGCUGGAACUCGGCAGAGCCUUGGGCAAACUCAAGGCUGAGGGCUGGAGACCACGUCGGACUCUCGUGUUCGGCAGCUGGGGAGCGGAAGAGCAGGGCCUGAUCGGCUCUACGGAGUUUGUAGAGGAUUACAUCAGAAGUCUCCAAGAACGGACUGUGGCGUACCUCAACUGCGACUCUGCGGCCGCUGGAAACUUCUCAAUAGCGAUGUGGGCGAGUCCAAUUUUGCACAGCCUAAUCCGAGAAGCGGCAAAAAAGGUACCAGACCCGCACGAGCCCAGUAAAAGCCUGUACGACACGUGGCGACUGAAGCGACCGGAGGAAGAGGGCAACCCCGACACGCGCCCGAAAAUCGGCAGGUUGGGGUCCGGGACUGACUUCACCCCGUUUUUCCAGCAUGCUGGCAUCACGGCGCUCGACAUGUGGAACGACAUAGACCCAGCCUUUGGUUUCGGCUACCCCCUGUACCACUCCGCCUACGAGACCUUCGAUCUGCCAGACCGGUUCAUCGACCCUGACUGGACGGUGCACCAGUCGGUGGGGCGGCUGUGGGGGGAGAUGGCGGUCACCCUAGCGGACGCCCUGGUACUGCCGCUGGACGUGCGGGACUACGCCGAAACUCUGCAGAAGAUGAUGGACGAGCUUCGAGACGAGCACGGCUCCAGACUGGCGGCGCAAAGCAUCGGCUUAGAGCACCUUGAGUCAGCAAUAGCAAACUUCACCAGGGCUACUACAACUUUCCACCAGAGCCUUGGAACUGUGGACAAAUUAAAUCCCCUUGCAGUCCGCGCUGUGAACGAUCGCCUGAUGAAGCUGGAAGGUGCCUUCAUUGACCCCCUGGGACUGCCUGACAGGCCUUGGUACAGACACGUGGCGUUUGCCCCCAGCAGUGUGAACAGCUACGCGGGGCAGUCCUUCCCGGGCCUGGCCGACGCCCUGUUCGACAUCGACAACGUUAACCCGGCCGAUCUGGCGGCGCGGUGGGAGCUGGUGAGGAGGCAGCUCGCCGUCACCACGUUCACCGUACAGUCUGCAGCCAACACGCUGGUCAACAACCUGUUCUAGGCACAGCAUCUACGACUUAGCUUCUGCCAGGAGCUUCAGAAGCAGCUGGAAAGAGUAGAAAUUGACCUAAGAGACAAAAUUGUAAGGUCCGCUAACGGAGUACAAUUUGCCGAUCUGAUCUGUACUGCUUCAGCUGCAGCAUGAUCAACUCCCCUGACUGCCGUCUGCCUAUUUGGCCAAUUCCUACUUUUUUUCUACUGAGACUAUAUCUACAAGAAUCCUCUGGUUGCUGGAAAAGUAGAAAUUAAUUGGUCAAAUAGACAGCAGAGUAGCAGUAGAGCUCGUGAGGAGGCAGCUUGCCGUCACGUUUACCAUACAGUCUGCUGCCAACGCGCUGGUCAACAACCUG
Messenger RNA from Branchiostoma belcheri (Belcher's lancelet), 2569 nucleotides. RefSeq names its product putative N-acetylated-alpha-linked acidic dipeptidase. The transcript has 18 exons. Gene Ontology annotation, molecular function: carboxypeptidase activity. The coding region runs from base 247 to 2220 and encodes 657 amino acids. The record is from RefSeq and is a predicted model, not a curated record. NCBI's taxonomy places the organism in Eukaryota, Metazoa, Chordata, Leptocardii, Amphioxiformes, Branchiostomatidae.